Pelobates cultripes (western spadefoot toad) is the source of this 3416-nucleotide messenger RNA. The record is from the annotation of a GenBank genome assembly. Lineage: Eukaryota; Metazoa; Chordata; Amphibia; Anura; Pelobatidae.
AUGAGGAAGAAGGAAGUGGAACGGCCUAAUCAUGUGAUCGACGCACGCACGCACGUACGCGUGUACGUGCGUUCCAACCAGUACGGCGUGCGUUCCACGAAGUCAACUUCCGGUCCGGCGGAUGCCGGUAAUUUCAUCAUGUAAGAAUCAUAUAAAAGUACAAGAGGACACAGAAGGAAUAUACCAACUGAGGAAGCCAGUUUAACUGGCGAAACGCGUUUUGGGGACAUUUUGGACUCAUUGCAAGUACUUUGAUCCAUUUUCGUUUUUAGAUGUUUUAAAUUUACGGUUUUAUCAAUAAAUUUUUCUUUAUACCGUCCUGUGGAGUCUGCAUUUCCAUUCCUACCAAAAUUGAAGGAGGAGGACAUCAGGAGGAAGAGAAAAAGGGCAGUGGAUCUCCCUUAGAAGAUCCAUAGGCGCUUACCACUAGAGCCAGGUGCAUUAUUGGCUCCACCUUUGUGAGUUACCCAUCUGAAAGUCUUUAUUUUUUAUGUCAAUUAUUAUGUGACUAUUUUCUGCACUUAGAUCUGUGACCAUUUAUUUACAGAUUCCCAUUUUGAAUAUAUUUAUAUUCAUCUUCUAUAUAUUAUUGUUUAUACAGGUAAUACAGAGCUCCGCUUAUAUUUUGUUUGUUUUGCAUGUCUCAAGAAGGCCCAGCCGAGGUGGUCAAACACCUUCUCAGCAUCUAACACCAACAGCAGACCACCUCGACCGGGCCUCCGGAGCUGUUCAAAAAUGUCCAUAAGUUUGUAGGUGUUGUUCAAGCCCUGUCUCCAUUUGACGAACCCGUUUUGGUCAUCCAAUAUUAGUUGCGGUAGCAGUCGGCUGGGAUUUUCGCAUACAAUUUAGCAUUUGUGUUAAGGAGGGAGAUCGGACGGUAGUUCUUACAGUCGUCCGCGGGUUUACCCGGUUUUGGAAUGGUGACAGUGGUAGCUAAAAGCAUCUCAGGUGGGAGGGAACCCGAGGUGGUGUAACGGAACGCUUGGCACCCCGAUUUGGUACCUUCCAUUGACGGAUGGUCCUAGUGCUUCCCGAGGGCUCCAAGCACUACACUACCCACUCUAACCACCGCAGAUCCCAAAAACUGCCGCAGCUUGGUUGGGGUCUCGCCGUCUUCCACCCACUCUGGACCCAAGAUCAGGAUCCAGCUUCCAGUAGGUAGACCUCUCUUAGAAUCCAGAGAGCAGGAACAGGAACAGGAACAAGAACAAGCUCUUAGAAGAGGGAUCUAAAAAGAGGGAUCUAACGGAGCUUACUAGCAACGAUCCAAAUACUCACUGUUUAGAGGAUACAAUAUAAAUAUGAACCGCUAUGCACCUACAGAAAAGGUAGUUUGACAUAUAAAUACAUGUCUAGUUGAAACGGAUAAUGCAUCAAAAGCAGUAUAUAAUAUAAAGGCAGUCCAGUGGAUCUAAAGGGUCCCUGCUCCAAAAAAUAUAGUAGUAAAGCACUGUCCAGUGUCUAUAAACCCUGAAAACUAGUGCAGAGCGGGUAAGAAAUGGGCCAAAGUAGGGUUCCCAUAUAGCACAGUGAGAUUAUGCUUAUGUACAACUGCACAGUUAAAUGACAAAAAGUCCUGGGGGCAAAACGUCAAUACAGUUCCCCAAGACACUUGUUAUUGCGCUGUAAACUAGAGCUGUCAGCUGACAAAGAUGUUAUGUCAGAUGUAACAUGAAACCCCAGCAUAAAGUAACAGUGUUACUGACAGAAUCAAAAUAAAGAGAUAGCACAAUAAUGUAACUAAGUGUCUGGGAAAGGAAACAGUUUGAACUGUGCUGUAAAGUAGAAUCCUAUCAGUAAUAGCACUACUAGUCGGCCAGUUAGAGAUAUUGACACUGCUGUAUAAGGUGAAAAAGAGACAGAACAGGUUUAUCUACCAAAAUCAAAAGGUCAUAUAUACUAGGCUAGUGAAUCAAAAAAAGUCAAUAUAGUUUCCCAAUUAGAUACUUAGUACUGUGCCCCAAGUUAAACAGAUCCCAUCAGGUACAACAGUGCAGUUUGUUAUUAAAUUUGGCUGUCUAAUCAGCUGUUUAGUGCAGGCAACAAAUAUUACCCACUGUGCUAAAUAACCCAGUGAUCCCUUAUGGAGAGUCAAUCCCCAGGGGUACAAUAGGGAUUAUAGGGAAGCUACAAUAUAAGGCUCAUCUAAGCUAAGUAAGACUCCUUUUAGAAUCCCUGUUAAAAUAAAAUGCAGCUAGAGAGCGGCAUGACACAGCUCAACGCGUUUUGGCGCUUUGUUGUGCCUUUUUCAAGAGCAGAACAGAGUCAGAGUCAGCAUGUGUUUAAAUAGCGAGCGGCCCCGCCCUUCAGGACAUCCUGCGGCCAAUCGCCUCACGGCACGUCAGUCGUUGGUGUGUACGAUUUGCUUGCGGCUAGGAGAUAGGUAAAAGCCAUGCCGGUGGGUGGCGGUCAGAGAGCCCGCCCCACCCUGCCAUCAAGUGGCCAAUACCUAAGUGCCACGUCAUAAUGGGUGCGGUUACGUGACUGACAUUCGCGUAAAUUAAUCGUGUCCUCAAAGAGGCGGGGACUAGGAUGUUAGCCCAACCCCUAAUGUGCCAAUUUCGUUGUUAGAGUAAGAAGGGGAUCCUGAGAAUCCCCAUUAGAGGCACACAGAAUAGAAUGUUUGCGUGCACUAAAUAUCUAUGGUGAUACUAAAAAAAUAAACACUAGGCUUAUUAAAAAUACAAAUUCCCAUUCACAACUAUGACUUUAGAGAGUCAUGGAAAAUACUAAAGGGAUGUCUGACUCAGACAGGAUAUUUUAAAGGUAUAAAUCCUCUUUGAGGACGCGAUUCUUUUUCGUGACACUAUUUUCGUGUACCAGAUAUACCGGAGGAGAUGCUACUUCUGGACCGGGUACACAGAAUCCCAAAACCACGGCAUCUAUCAGACGCCACCCCGAGGGAUGUGCUCACAAAAGUAUAUUACUUUCAUAUUAAAGAAAUAAUUCUAAUCACCAGCAGAAACAAAAGUACCCCGCAUCAGGACUAUCCUACAGUGAAACUGUUUGCCGACCUAUCCGCUACCACCCUAAAGCAAAGGAAAGAUUUUUCACCUAUCGCUGACAGACUGCGGGCAAAUGGAAUGAGAUUCAGGUGGGGAUACCCCACUAAAAUGAUCAUUUUGCAGGUAGGCAAACUAUACAUGAUCUCCACCCCAGAAGAAGGAACAAAAAGGCUACAAACCUGGGGAAUAGCAGAAAACAUGUCAGAGAAAACGACACCACCUUCCCGCAAUUUGCAGGUAGGAUGGAGUAAGGUGCCUGCACUGCGGGAGGCUCAUUAGAUUACAAUGGAUUACAACGGAGACGACCCGACGGACGUACAACGGUAUUCUACACAGGCAUAUAAAAUGCCUCAUACCUCGGGAGACACCCUCCGCACUGUUUACCCACCACCACAACCAGGACAGUGCUGA